Messenger RNA from Brassica oleracea var. oleracea, 1567 nucleotides. Its product is annotated as shaggy-related protein kinase gamma-like. Lineage: Eukaryota; Viridiplantae; Streptophyta; Magnoliopsida; Brassicales; Brassicaceae. Gene Ontology annotation, cellular component: cytoplasm. The coding region runs from base 226 to 1437 and encodes 403 amino acids. The record is from RefSeq and is a predicted model, not a curated record. The transcript is spliced from 12 exons. Gene Ontology annotation, biological process: signal transduction; protein phosphorylation. Gene Ontology annotation, molecular function: protein serine/threonine kinase activity; ATP binding.
UGUCACCCGAUGAUAGCAUAGACAUCUCUGUCAAAAUCAGACAGAGAGCUUCAUUUGUAUACUUACAAAUCAAUUCAUUAUUAUUCAUUACACCAAAGGAGAGAGAGAUUCAUCAUCAUCAUCAUUAAGACUUUCUUUCUUUUUUGGGUUGAUCUGAUUAAGAUUUGUAGAGUUUGAUCAAAAAAAAAAAAAGAUUUGAAGAGUAACAAAGGAAUAGUUCCUGGAAUGGCUACGGUGGGUGUGGAGCCUAGUGCUGCGGUUAGAGAAUUUAUUGGCAACGUUACAGAUGUUGAUAGGUUACAUGAGGAGAUGAUUCACAUGAGAAUUCAAGAGGAUAAAGAAAUGGAAGAUACAAUUGUAUAUGGCAAUGUGACUGAGACUGGUUAUAUAGUAACUACAAUAGCUGGAAGAAAUGGCCAACCAAAUCAGACAAUCAGUUACAUGGCAGAGCGAGCUGUUGGGCAAGGAGCCUUUGGAGUUGUGUUCCAAGCGAAAUGUUUAGAAACAGGAGAAACUGUUGCGUUAAAGAAAGUCUUGCAAGAUCGAAGGUACAAGAACCGUGAGCUUCAAACAAUGAGACUACUUGACCAUCCAAAUGUAGUGUCUUUGAAACACUGCUUCUUCUCAACAACCGAUAAAGACGAGCUUUACCUCAACUUGGUUCUUGAAUACGUUCCAGAGACAGUACACCAUGUUAUCAAUCAUUACAGCAAUCUUAACCAACGAAUGCCUCUUGUUUACGCCAAACUCUACACGUAUCAGAUAUUCAGGUCCUUAUCUUACAUUCACCGAUGUAUCGGUGUGUGCCACCGCGACAUAAAGCCUCAGAACUUGUUGGUUAACCCACACACUCAUCAAGUGAAGCUAUGUGAUUUUGGAAGUGCUAAAGUAUUGGUUAAAGGAGAGCCAAACAUUUCAUAUAUAUGCUCAAGGUAUUACAGGGCACCUGAGCUUAUUUUUGGAGCCACUGAGUAUACUACAGCCAUUGAUGUCUGGUCUGCAGGUUGUGUUCUCGCUGAGCUUCUUCUUGGACAGCCAUUGUUCCCUGGUGAGAGCCGCGUUGAUCAACUUGUAGAGAUUAUAAAGGUUUUGGGAACACCAACAAGGGAGGAAAUCAAAUGCAUGAACCCCAAUUACACUGACUUCAAGUUCCCUCAGAUUAAAGCUCAUCCAUGGCAUAAGGUAUUUCACAAGGGGAUGCCUCCAGAAGCUGUUGAUUUGGUCUCAAGGCUUCUUCAGUACUCUCCCAAUCUCCGUUUCACUGCUAUUGAUGUAUUGGUCCAUCCUUUCUUUGACGAGCUUAGAGAUCCCAAUGGAAGUUUAUUUCCACCGCUAUUCAACUUCAAGCCUCAUGAGCUUCAAGGUGUGCCUCUGGAGAUGGUGGCUAAGUUAGUACCUGAACAUGCUAGGGACCAGUGUCCUUGGCUCGGCUUGUAAUCUAUCCGUUGUUACUUUCAGAACACGAAAACCAGAGGGAACAGUCAGAGAAAUUCAUAUCUUAUGUAUCUGCUUCCUCUGUUUUUGUUACUGUGAUUCAAUCUCGGCCAGAUGAUUCUGUAACCCUUUA